AUGGAGGACUUAUACGAGAUACUAGAAGUGAGUUCUAGUGCUACCGAAUCAGAGAUCAAGAAAGCAUUUAGGAAGCUUGCCCUAAAGUAUCAUCCUGACAAAGCAUCCGAGGAAGAUCGAGAAGAGUCUGAAAUUCAUUUUAAAAAAAUUUCAUAUGCCUAUGAGGUCUUGAUUGACGAGGAGAAGCGUCAAAACUAUGAUAUAUAUGGUACGACUGAUAGUAAUGGUGGCCCAGGGCAUUAUGAUUUUACGGGUAAUCCUUUUGAACAAUUUUAUGGAGGAGGAGGAGGAGCUGACUACAAUGGUUAUGGAGGCAACGACUUUUAUGAUUUCUUUAAUGGAAUGAAAGGGGGUCAAUCUAGCCGUCAUGACAGCAGGCGAACAGAGGAUGCAGUUUUAGAGGUCGAAGUAACAUUGGAGGAACUUUAUAUUGGCAAAGUGAUACGAUCUACUUCAACUCGAAACGUUAUUUGCACUCAGUGUAAAGGGAAGGGAGUCAGGUCAUCUAGCGCCGUAAGCAAAACGUGUGGUAUUUGUCACGGAGAAGGAUACACCAGAAAAAUCAAAAGAGUGGCUCCCGGAUUAGUUGCUCAGGAAUAUGUUGAUUGUACGACGUGCAAUGCAACUGGUAAGAUCUAUCGCACAAAGGAUAGAUGCAAGUUGUGUAAAGGAACAAGAGUAUGUGAGGAGACAAAAAUAUUGGAGUUUGAGAUACCAAAGGGUUCCCCAAGUGAAGGAUCUAUCGUGAAAAAGGGUGAAAGUGAUGAAUACCCUGGUAAAAUUGCUGGGGAUAUCAUUUUAAAAUAUACUUGUAAAAAGCAUGAGGUUUAUGAAAGAAAGGGAGAUGAUCUUUAUAUGGAAUUAAAGAUUCCAUUGGCAGAUGCGCUUACUGGAUUUUCCAGGUUGGUGAGUCAGCAUUUGGAUGGACGGGGUGUAAAAAUUGUUACACCAAAAGGUAAAGUGAUUAGACCAGGUGAUUAUAUCAAAAUUGGAGGUGAAGGGAUGCCCAAGCUUGCUGCAAAGAAGUCUUGGUUUUCAAGAAGUGAAGGCAAUGGUGAUUUAUACGUCAAGGUGGAUAUUGAAUUUCCUAGUGAUAACUGGUAUCUCGAAAAGAACGAUUUGAUGGCAAUAAGAAAUAUACUACCAACAGCAUUAAAGGAGAGGAAACCAGGGCUUUCGAUACCGGAAACAAACGUCGAGUUGUUUACCGAUUUCUCCAUUGUGCAGUCGCUGGAUUUACCGGACUAUCAAACCACUUACGAUUCAAACCAUCAGGAAAACGGAGCAUACGAGCAAGGGCCACAAUGCACUCAACAAUAG
Messenger RNA from Lodderomyces margitis, 1320 nucleotides. RefSeq lists its product as uncharacterized. Lineage: Eukaryota; Fungi; Ascomycota; Pichiomycetes; Serinales; Debaryomycetaceae. Gene Ontology annotation, biological process: protein refolding. The record is from RefSeq and is a predicted model, not a curated record. Gene Ontology annotation, cellular component: cytoplasm. The transcript has a single exon. Gene Ontology annotation, molecular function: Hsp70 protein binding. The coding region runs from base 1 to 1320 and encodes 439 amino acids.